AUGGUCAAGGCCCUGCUUAUCACUGCCCUCGCUGCCCAGGCUACUGCCUACGCCAUUGGCCAGCGUGGCGAGGAAAUCGUCGGUGGCAAGGACACCGACAUCAAGGACGUUCCCUACCAGAUCCAAUUUGACGCUGGUGGUGCCUUCUGUGGCGGUUCUAUUAUCAACAAGAACACCAUUCUCACCGCCGGCCACUGUGUUGAGGGCGGCAGCGCUUCCGACUUCAGCAUCAAGGUUGGCAACAGCGCCCUCGACAAGGGUACGACUUACCAGGUCUCCGAGGUCUUCCAGCACCCCAAGUACAACGGUCAGAUCGCUGACUAUGACGCUGCCAUCCUUAAGCUCACCAAGUCCAUUAAAUUUGGCCCUGGCGUCCAGGCCGUUGCCGGCCUCGCUGAUAAGGAGCCCGCUGUUGGUGAUAUCGGUCUUGUCUCCGGCUGGGGCACCGAGGGAGAGAAGAACCCAGACCUUGCCUCGACGCUCCAGUCCGUCCAGGUUCCCGUCAUUGAUCGCGCUCAGUGCGCCAAGAUGUACCAGAGUGGCAGCUACCACGACACUGUCACCGACCGCAUGUUCUGCGCCUCCGUCCCCGAAGGUGGAAAGGACUCCUGCAGCGGCGACUCUGGUGGCCCCUUCAUCGUCAACGGCAAGCUCGCUGGUAUCGUCUCCUGGGGUGAGGGCUGUGCCCGCGCCGAUGCUCCUGGUGUUUACGGCAACAUUGCUCAGGCUGAGAUGCACGACUUUAUCACCUCUCACCUGUAAAUACGGUGAAAACAAUGGAUAUGAAGACUCG
Messenger RNA from [Torrubiella] hemipterigena, 793 nucleotides. The record is from the annotation of a GenBank genome assembly. Lineage: Eukaryota; Fungi; Ascomycota; Sordariomycetes; Hypocreales; Clavicipitaceae.